CAAGAGCACAACUUCCGGUUUCAUUUAGCGUGAGUUUUCUUCUACCAAACCAAGCCUAAGCCCUUACCGGUACUGUUUGAGAAGACUCAAUACCUUUGUUUAUUGAAUUGAAAACUGAGAUUCUUGUCAACAAAAUGAGUGGCGGCGUAUACGGAGGAGAUGAGGUGGGGGCUGUUGUAUUUGACAUUGGCUCAUACUCCUUCAGAGCUGGGUUUGCUGGAGAGGACACUCCAAAGGCUGAAAUUCCAACCCAUGUCGGUGUGCUUGAUGACCUUGAAGCAGCCAUGGAGACGGAGAACGGAGGAGACAACAACGUGACCCCCAAGAGAUAUUUGAUCGACACAGUCUACAUGAAGCACCCAGUCAAGGACAUGGAGCUCACCAACUUCCUCAAAGCUGGAAUGAUUGAGGACUGGGACGUGUUUGAGAAAGUGAUGGACUACGUCUACAGCCACAGCAUCAAGUCAGAGGCACAGUAUCACCCUGUGCUGAUGUCUGAGGCCGCUUGGGUGACUAAAGGAAAACGAGAACAGCUGACAGAAAUCAUGUUUGAGAAAUACAACAUCCCUGCCUUUUUCCUGUGCAAGAACCCAGUCUUGUCUGCCUUUGCCAAUGGGCGCUCAACAGCUUUGAUAGUGGACAGCGGAGCCACGCAGACAUCUGCAGUGCCUGUCUAUGAUGGCUAUGUUGUAGGUCAAUGUAUUGUCAAGUCUCCCCUGGCUGGAGAUUUCAUCACUGCAGAGUGCAAAAAAAUGAUGACAGAGAUGGGUAUUGAGGUGCCACCACCCUAUUCCAUAGCCAGCAAGGAGGUUGUGGGUGAUGCCCAGCCUGCCAAGUGGAAAAAGAAAGAAAACAUAAAUGUGACGAAGUCUUUCCACAAUUACAUGGUCAAGGAUGUACUUCAAGAUUUUGCUGCAACCAUUCUUCAAGUGUCAGACUCUCCGUACGAUCAAGCUCAGGCGGAUGCGAUGCCCACAGUCCACUACGAGUUCCCUCACGGAUACAACCAGGACUUUGGCAACGAGAGGUUCAAAGUCUGUGAGGGUUUGUUUGAUCCAUCAUUCAUCAAGGAGUCCGGGGGCAACUCUAUGCUGGGUGUUGGUCACGUGGUCACCUCCAGCGUGGGAAUGUGCGACAUCGACAUCAGGCCUAGUCUAUACGGGAGUGUCAUCUGUGUUGGAGGGAACUCUCUACUUCAGGGCUUCACCGACAGACUCAAUAGAGAUCUCAGUAACAAGACGCCGCCGAGCAUGAGGUUAAAAAUCAUCGCAGCUUCCAGUUCUUCAGAAAGACGAUUCAGCAGUUGGAUUGGAGGAUCAAUUCUCGCGUCAUUGGGUGCUUUUCAGCAAAUGUGGGUUUCCAAGCAAGAAUAUGAAGAGGGAGGAAAAAUGUGUGUGGAAAGGAAAUGUCCGUAGACGCAACUCUUGCCUGCUUUUGGCUGUUGACGGAAUGCAACCAAGCAAGAGGACCCCAGUUUCUUUGAUGUUGUACAUUGCUGAUGUAUAUUACUGUUCUCUCCAGCCAGUUCACGGAGGAGCUGAUGCGAAUGUAUAUAGCAACUUCCCCAUGGAGAGCUGUACCUCAAAGUGAAAAUAGGGAGUGGCAAUGGGGUUUUGCAUGCAUCAUGAGAGAGAGAGUGGAGAAGUGUUUGGGGUGGGGGGGGGGGGGGGUGUUGCUCUUGGUUGGAGAAUUCUUUUUUCUUUGACCUUUCUUUGUCACAUAUGAAUAGUCUGAUGAAGUGAUUGAUGGGGUUCUUUGUGUAAGACGAUGUGUUCAGGGUUGUGGAAAUUUGAACAUUUUUAUUUAUAUUUUUAUUCUGGAAAGGAGGGGGAGGGAGAUGUGUUUUAACAAUUGUUUGGUUUAUAGAAUUUGUUUCUUUUUUAUAUGGAGUGGGCUAUGUUUAUAUGGAAUUGUCAAGAGGGGGGGGGGGUGCAUUUAUGAUAGAAGAGGCUAUGAUACAAGGUAAUUUUUGGGUGUGUUGAGUCAGAAGGGAUGGCCGGGAAGGUCAAAUUCAUGGUGCUUCUUUACGGAUCUGUUAGCGCAGGGGGAUCAGGGGAACUUAAUACAAGCAGCACAGCUCUGAGACUUUCAUUCCCCUAGCUCUGUUGUUUGCAAGGCUGGCAGUGACAUUUUUUUGACAUUUCCGUGUCAAAUCCGGCUGACUGCCAUUUGACUGUGUGAAUUUUUAUUCUGACUGUCAGAAAGAUUUCUACUGCUCUCAGCGCAUGAGGUAGAAAGAUAAGGACGAUAAUCUCGGCUCGGAAUGCCGGGGCUUAUUCUGGCUCAGCAGUUCGUUCUCCACACAGACACAAACGACUGGAUCAAAAGUGUACAGUUUUCUGCGGACCAGCAUUGUCUUGGAAAAAUUAAAUGUUGUCCACAAGAAACUG
Molecule: messenger RNA, 2390 nt
Organism: Aplysia californica (California sea hare)
Lineage: Eukaryota; Metazoa; Mollusca; Gastropoda; Aplysiida; Aplysiidae
Product: actin-like protein 6A
Exons: 14
Coding region: 135-1415 (426 amino acids)
Biological process (GO): regulation of transcription by RNA polymerase II; nervous system development
Cellular component (GO): SWI/SNF complex; NuA4 histone acetyltransferase complex
Molecular function (GO): chromatin binding
Source: RefSeq, a predicted model, not a curated record